This is a messenger RNA of Closterium sp. NIES-67, 4117 nucleotides long. NCBI's taxonomy places the organism in Eukaryota, Viridiplantae, Streptophyta, Zygnematophyceae, Desmidiales, Closteriaceae. The record is from the annotation of a GenBank genome assembly.
GGACGAGGGGGAAGGAACUAUCAGCAGCACGCGGAGCAGGGGGGACAGAUGCAACAGUGGCAAUCAGUUGAAGGGCAAAAUCAAAAUGCCACGGGCAACUCAGGAAUUUUGGGAUCUGCCCCAACGACCCUGUCAGCGCCUCCUGGAUUCGAGAAGCGGGCAGUUCAAGAAGAAUCUUCAGCUGCUACAGCUGCUACAGCUGGCCCGUCUGGCCUUGCUAUCCCUCCUGGCUUUGACACCUCAUCCUCCUCCCUAUCCUCCUCGUCCGCCUCUCUUGCUUUCCCUCCAGGCUUUGGCUCAUCCUCGUUACAGCCUGCCUCGUCAAGAGCCCCUCCGGGAUUCGCACCACGCCAGCAAGUUGUAGCCGCAGGUUCUCCUGAAGCCACGACAGCAUCAGCUGCUACAACAUCUGUAGCGGGUGUUGCAAUGCUCAAUACAGCAUCUGCAGGAUCGGCUGUAGCAGCACCUGUGGCAGCAGCGGCUGUAGCAGCAGCUCAGGAGGAGGAGCCGUUUUUGUCUUAUCUGCCACAGGAUGAGAUCCUGGCGGGUGGGGUAUGCAGACUGGGAGGUAUGGUAAGCGGUUCGGCAGGAGGUUCGGAUGGAGGCUUGGUGGGAGGUUCGGCAGCAGGUCUGGCAGGGGUGGAUUCGGGGGAGACGCAGAGAAUGGUUGAUCGGACGGUGGAGAGGCUCCGAGAGAUGCUGAGAUUGCCAGCUAAGCAGUUCUGGAGAUCAGUUGCCCGCACGCCCUCUCUUGCAACGUUCCUCGAUUCGUACCUUCGCUUCCGGUCCAGGUGGUUCGACCUCCUGCUCUCUGCUGCUGCUGCUGCUACUGCUGCUGCACCCACUGCUGCUGCAAUGACAACUGCUGCAAAUUCUAGAGCAGUCAUCGUAGCAGGAGCGGAGGGGGAGGAUGGAGUAGGGAGCGGAGGAGAGGGGAGUGAGGGGUCAGGGAGGGGAGUGGUGGUGGGUGAUGAGGAGUUGUGUCGGCUGGUUUUCCUGCUGCUGCUGCGCAUGUCGUCUAAUAUCGAGUCUAAAGCCAAACCGUCAGUGCAGCUUCAAGCAAAGGACCAUGCGAACCUGCUUCUCUCCAUGCGUAUAUUCGAUGCACCCAAGCUGAUGGACAUUGCUGCUAUUUUCGGAAAGGCCAACCCAGCUUCAACAGAGCAGCUGGUGUGCAGGGUUCUGGUUUGCCAGCCUAAUUUCAGGGCCGAUCUUUCGUCGUCGUUACUGCAGCUGCUGCGGGUGGUCGAGGAAAUGGUUGCACGGGCAUGCAUUGUAAUGGAAAAGCACAGCAAAACGUCAUCGUCAUCACCAGCAUCAGCAGAGAUUCUCGAGGCUCUCUCCUACCUCUGCGAUUUCGCCUUCUCUCUCGACUCGCUCUUUGACGCCUACCCACCCGCACCCCUGCUCCUCCUGCAAGCAACCACAGCAGCAACAACAACAAAAGCAACAUCAGCAAGAACACCUGCUGCAGCAGCAGCAGCACCAUCAUCAGGCACCUCUCAUUUGAGACUCUUGCCUGUUGCGGCUCGGAUUCACGAUUCCUUCCUCCCUCUUCUCUUCCACUCAGUCGCUGUCAAUCAAGAGGCCAAGCCGUCACCCGGGCAGGUUUUGGGGCAGAUUCUUCAGAUGAAGCUGGAGGAAGUUGCAUGGAAGUAUCUCUGGGGCGCGUUUCUUGGAGGGAGGGGGUGUGCUGCUGCUUCUGCUGCUGCUGCUGCUGCUGCUGCUGCUGCUGUUGCUGCUGGUGCUGGUAGUACCAGUGCGAAGAUAAGCAGUAAUAGCAGGAGUAGGAGCCGCAACGGCAGCAGCAGUCACGGCAAUGGUGUUUUACCGCUGUGCCCUGUUUGUGAUGGUGGGGUCAAGGCGGGCAGAGGAAAAGAUCUAGGGUGCCCGUUGUGGGACGGGCUGCCUUGGCAGAAAGCGAAUUUCGGGCAGCUGCUAGUGGAGGAGGUUCUUGUGGCGCAUGGAGCGAGCUCGGGCAGGAAGGAUGUAAACAAUGAUGUGUGGGUUCCACUACUGCGGGCAGUUGAUGCAUCCUUUGGCCUUCGGGCAGCGAUUUAUGAAGAGAAGAUGAAAGGCAAGCUACCACUGGAUAACACGCAAUUCGAUACAGUCUCCGACAUCAUCGGCCCACCAAUCACCCUUCCACCUCCUCUUUCUACCAGCAUUACUAGUGGCAGCAACAGCAGCACUGCUCCUAACCUGCCUCCCACAGCAGCAGAUUUCCCCUCCCUCACUCCCUCCCUCUCAUCCACCUCCGAUGCUGAGUCAGCAGCACUCGAGCAGUCCAAAAUAUCUCUCGUGCGGGAUAUUUUUCCGGAUUUCGGGGAGGGGUUUGUGGGCGCGUGCCUGGACGUGUAUGGGGGCGAUGCAGAAGCAGUGAUUCAGCAUGUGCUGGAGGGGAGUCUACACCCGGACUUAGCUAAGCUAGACACUCAAUUAAAGGUGAAGCCAGGGAAGGCUGGUGGGGGUGGAACAGGGGAUGCUGGGACUGCUGGUUAUGCUGCUGCUGCGGUCGCUGCUGCUGGUGCUGCUGGCAGUGGUGGUGCGGGUGCUGGUAGGGUGGCAGGUAAGGGGAAGGGUAAGGCGGCGGUAGAAGAGGGAGGGGAAGAGGACGAGGAGGAGGAGGAGGAGGGUGCGGGAGGGUGGGGCGGAGUUGUGGCACAGCAGAAGGAAGUGGAGAGACAGUUGAAAGGUGAAGGGUCCAGCGCGGGUGGAGGUGCGGGUGGCUCAUGGGCAGGCAUUGCGCGAAAUACAGCUGCAGCUGCGGCUACAGCUGGUGCUACAGAUCCUGCUACAGCCUCUGCGACAGCUGCCAGCAGCAGCGUUGGCCGGUUUGUCCGGAGCAAGCGGGACGAGGAGUCGGUGGAGGAGGAGGUAUGGAAGCGAGGCUCGGCGGCAGGUACGGGGACAAGGAGGGAACAGGAGGCGGUGAAACGCUUUGUGUUUGAGUCGCAGUUCGAGUACGACGAUGAGUACGAUGACUCGUUUGAUGACCUGGAGGGGUAUGACGUGGCGGCGGGCGCCGGGAGUAGCGAGGUGGAAGAGGUGAGGACAAGGUUCGAUGCACGCGCUGCUGCUCGUGCUGCUGCUGCUGCUGGUGCUGGUGGUGGUGCUGGUGGGGGUUUGGAGGCUUCUGGUAAGAAACAGCCAUAUCAGCAGGAGCAUCAGGGAUUGGCUGAAGGGCAAUCGCAGGCCCAAGCACAGGCCCACGGCCCCCAGUUCUACGUGAAGGACGGCAAGAAUUACAGCUACAAGGUUAAGGGCUCCGUGGCUGUCGGAUCGGCGGCACAAGCGGCUGAGAUGAAGCGGAUCGAGGCGGGGCUGAUCCAUGGGCUGGGAGAAGGCGGUAACCGUGCCACAUGGGGAGCACCAGAGGAAGAGGAGGAGGAGGAAGAGGAGGGAGAGGAGGGGGACGAGGGUGGAGGAGAGGGGGGAGGGGCGGUUGGUGGUGUUUGGGGGGGCCGAGGAAGGGGAGGAUUUGUGGCAGCAGGAGGAGGGGGGGGGAGGGGUUGGAGAGGAGGGAGAGGGGGAAGAGGAGGAGGAGGAGGAGGAGGAGGGGGAGGAGGGCGGGGAAGAGGGGGGAGGGGAAGGGGAGGCGGAAGGGGAGGGGGAAGUGGAAGAGGAUGGGGUGGGCAGGGAGGGAGUGGUGGGGUUAAUGGAGCUGGCAAAGGCGGCGGCACCAGGGGUGGCAUUGGUGGGGGAGGCAACAGCACUAGUGGCGUGGGGAGAGGAAGGGAACUAUCUACCUCUCCAGCUUCUGCCAAUACUACUGGAAGCACGCCUCCCACCACUGGUGCUGGUGCUAGUUCUGGUUCUGGUGGUGGUGCUCGGGCUGGUGCUGCUGCUGCUGCUGGUGCCAGUGCUGGAACUGUCGUCGGGAAAAAAGAGCGAAAACCUUCUAACAAAGCAGGCCCGGGUUUUGGUGGAGUUUCUGGGCACCGCUGAUGGUUUACGAAGGAGCGAGUUCUUUCGAAUAUAUUCGUGUGAAAUGCCGAACGCCAUAACAUCCCUGUACCAGGGUGUUUGAUGCAUUGAUUAUGAACAUGGAAGUGAAAUUACAUCAUUUUAUGAGGCGAAUGCAUCAUGCAUUGAGAGCACAUGUACAAUUACAUUG